This is a messenger RNA of Phlebotomus argentipes, 666 nucleotides long. Its product is annotated as glutathione S-transferase D7-like. The record is from RefSeq and is a predicted model, not a curated record. Gene Ontology annotation, molecular function: glutathione transferase activity. Gene Ontology annotation, biological process: glutathione metabolic process. Bases 1 to 666 code for a protein of 221 amino acids. The transcript is spliced from 3 exons. NCBI's taxonomy places the organism in Eukaryota, Metazoa, Arthropoda, Insecta, Diptera, Psychodidae.
AUGGAUCCAGUGAAAUUUUAUUUCUUCUCACUCAGUCCUCCCGCCAGAUUCAAUCUUUUGACCAUCAAAUACUUGAAAUUGAACGUAGAAAUUAUUAUAGUGAAUUUACGAAACAAAGAACAAUUUUCGCAAGAGUUCUUGAAGCUCAAUCCCCAGCACACAGUGCCUGCAAUUGACGACAAUGGAUUUAUUCUGUGGGAAUCUCGCGCCAUUGCAACAUACCUGGUUUCUUCCAAAGCCCCAGGAAACUCUCUUUACCCAACAGACGUGAAGAAGAGGGCUCUGGUGAAUAAUCGAUUGUAUCUGGAUCAUGAACUGCAAAUGGCAUUUUUGGGAAUGGUGUAUCCUGUCUACAGUAUGGGAGGCAAAGAAGUUUCCAAAUCCCAGAAAGAAAAGAUGUACAAAGCUCUUGGAAACCUGAACACCUUCCUUGAAGGACAAAAAUAUGUUGCUGGAAGUGAAUUAACUCUGGCUGAUUUGGCUCUUCUGGCAACAGUCGUAUCAAUUCAGGAAAUGGGAGCGAAUGUCAAAAAGUUCAACAACAUUACAGCCUGGCUGAAAACAUUAGAAUCAGUUCCUGGUGCUCAGGAGAAUCUUGAAGGCGCUCAAUUGUUCGCGAACUUUAUCAAAUCCAUGAUUGAUUUGAAGCAAACUUGGGAUGAUUAA